AUCCAGAAGUUUGAUGAGGUGCCACCUUCCGAGAAAGCUGCUCUUAUUUUUAAUUUGAUUAAUCGAUGCCCACUGGAAACGAUAGAUUUAAUAAAAGAAAUUUUGAUUGGAGAGGAGGAGGAUGAAGAGGAUACUGAAGAGGAUACUGAAGAGGAUAUAGAGGAUAGUAGAGGAGAUGAUGAGGAGGAGGAGGAGGAGGAGGUGCUAGAGGUGGUAAUGGUAGAAGAUAGUGAUGGUGGUAAUGAGGAUGGUGGUAAUGGUAGUGAUGAGGAUGAAAGUGAGGAGGGUGAGAGUGAGAGUGAGGAGGGUGAGGAGGAUGAAGGUGGUGAUGACGAAAAUGAUGGUAUUAUUGACUUAGAGGUGAGGUGGAUGGGGUUUAGAUCACCCUGGGGAAUUAGAGAGGAGGAGAUUGUAAUGGAACAUUUAAUUAGAAAGAGGAUAAAUUGUGAGGAGUUGAGGGAGGAUAAGGGACUUAUGAGGACAAAUCAGGCGAUGUGGUUAAAAGCAAGAGAGUUAAGGAGGAAGUUUAGAAGAGUUUUGUUUCCAAAUACUUAUUAA
Messenger RNA from Entrophospora candida, 558 nucleotides. Lineage: Eukaryota; Fungi; Glomeromycota; Glomeromycetes; Entrophosporales; Entrophosporaceae. The record is from the annotation of a GenBank genome assembly.